GGACUCAAUGAUCCCUGUGGGACCCUUCCAACUCAGGAUAUUCCAGGAUGUUUGACACUGGCAUCUCCUUAUCUCUGGAUGUCUCUAUGUCCUGUCACUCCAAGGGGAGGCUCUGGAAGAGCCAUUCCGUGCUGCCCUGGGUCCAUGUUGGAUCCAGGCAGGUCUCCUGUGCCCUGUGGUGCCAGAGCAGGGCCCAGUGCCAGUGCCAAUGCCUGGCAUGGCUCCAGCACGCUCCGUUUCACUCCUUGGGAUUUUUUUCUUUGUAAUCACUUCUGCUUGGGAAGAAUUUAGGUCUCACAAAAGCAGUCAAAGCCCUUUUUUGUGUGGAGGGCAGGACAAAAGCUCCCAAACCCGGGAGGAUUUGGGUGGUGAAAGCCAGCUCUGUUCCCAGGGGGCUCUCACUGGCAGGGGCUUCCCUGGGCAGGGCUCAGCACCCCAUAAAUACCCUGCACAAGGCUCUGCUCUGAGCUUGGCUGCUGGAGGCUCAGGCCCUUCAUCGGGGAGAGGAUGUACAGCCAAGUGGAGCAUCCAGCUGGGGGCUACAAGAAGCUCUUUGAGACGGUGGAGGAACUGUCCUCUCCAGUGACCACCCACGUCACAGGCAGGAUUCCCACCUGGCUGCGAGGAAGCCUCCUGAGGUGUGGUCCUGGCUUGUUUGAGGUGGGCUCAGAGCCCUAUUACCACCUCUUCGAUGGCCAGGCAUUGCUCCACAAGUUUGACUUCAAGGAGGGGCACGUCACCUACCACAGAAGGUUUAUCAGGACUGACUGUUAUGUGCGAGCAAUGACAGAGAAAAGGAUUGUCAUAACGGAGUUUGGCACCUACGCGUACCCAGACCCCUGCAAGAACAUCUUCUCCAGGUUCUUCUCCUACUUCAAAGGUGUGGAGGUCACGGACAAUGCCCUGGUUAAUGUCUACCCUGUGGGUGAGGAUUAUUAUGCCUGCACUGAGACCAACUUCAUAACCAGGAUUAACCCAGACACCUUAGAGACAAUUAAGCAGGUGGAUCUCUGUAAAUAUGUGUCCAUUAACGGGGUAACGGCUCAUCCCCACAUUGAGAAUGAUGGGACAGUUUACAACAUUGGGAAUUGCUUUGGAAAAAACUUUGCCCUGGCCUACAACAUCAUCCGGAUUCCUCCACUGCAGGCAGAUAAGGAGGACCCGAUCAACAAGUCACAGGUGGUGGUGCAGUUCCCUUGCAGUGACAGGUUUAAGCCGUCCUAUGUCCACAGCUUUGGGCUGACCCCAAACUACAUCGUGUUUGUGGAAACACCAGUGAAAAUCAACCUCCUCAAGUUCCUCUCCUCCUGGAGCCUCUGGGGAGCCAACUACAUGGACUGCUUUGAGUCAAACGAAACCAUGGGGGUGUGGAUCCACGUGGCUGAGAAGAAGAAGGGCCGGCUCCUCAACCUCAAGUACCGCACCUCGGCCUUCAACCUCUUCCACCACAUCAACACCUACGAGGACAACGGGUUCCUGAUCGUCGACCUUUGCACAUGGAAGGGGUUUGAGUUUAUUUACAAUUACCUGUACUUGGUCAACCUCCGGGCAAACUGGGACGAGGUGAAGCGCCACGCAGAGAAGGCCCCGCAGCCCGAGGCCCGCAGAUAUGUCCUGCCCCUCAACAUCGACAAGGCUGACACAGGGAAGAAUCUGGUCACCCUGCCCUACACGACAGCCACAGCGACGCUGCACAGCGACGAGACAAUCUGGCUGGAGCCUGAAGUGAUUUUCUCGGGGCCACGUCACGGUACAAAUGAGACCCCAAAUCCCAACAGCACAAGUACUGCCUGCACUCCCUGUCCCACUGAUCCUCAUGCUUUUAUAUAUUUAUUUUUUAUUGUAGCCUUUGAGUUCCCACAGAUCAACUACAAGAAAUACAGUGGGAAGCCGUACACGUACACGUAUGGGCUGGGGCUGAAUCACUUUGUCCCAGACAGGCUUUGCAAGCUGAAUGUUAAGACCAAGGAGACCUGGGUGUGGCAGGAGCCGGAUUCGUACCCGUCGGAGCCCAUCUUUGUUUCACAUCCGGAUGCUCUGGAGGAAGAUGAUGGGGUUGUGCUGAGCAUCGUGGUCAGCCCAGGCACGGGGCCCAAGCCCGCCUACCUGCUCAUCCUCAGUGCCAAGGACAUGAGCGAGGUGGCCCGGGCCGAGGUGGAGGUGAACAUCCCUGUGACCUUCCAUGGGUGCUUCAAGAGAGCAUGACCCUGCCAGCCAUGCCUCACGUGGGUCUGUUCCAGCUCCCAAAGGGGCAGUCUCCGUUUACAGCCACUCCAGUGACCUACAAUCCUUCGACAUCCCCUUUCGUUUCUGUGGCUGCUUCAUUCACAGUGAGCACUUCAAUUUUGGCCAUGAUUCUUCAAUAUGCUUGAUCAGGUAUUUUUUAAAUACAACCUUUGCCAUAAUUUCCAGUUAAAACACCACAAGUUUGGUGUGGUGGUGGUUCCAUUUUUAUAAAUUUAAUCCUUGUAGCUGCAGCAGAGUGAAAGAUGCCUGAAAGAGCAGAGUGUAACCUCAGCACUUGUACACGUGGUAACAUUAUGUGUAACAGUCUCUGCUCCAUUACAUGUUUGAGAAUUUUUAGCCUAUACUGAAGUAUUAUGGAUUUAAAUCCCCUCUUGGUCACUGCUUUAGUAUCCUCAGAGCAAUCCAAGUGGAGCCUUUCCACAGCUGCUUUGGGAACCUGAACUGGGUGGCCCAGGGCUGGUGGCAGGUAGAGUUUUGUUCUUCAGUAAGGCUGCAAACUGCACACACUCCUUGUGUGUUUGCUCUUUCUCCUUUCUUUUGCCAAAGUGCAUUUUCUUGAUUUCUGUAUUUCAUGCUAAAACAUGAACAUGAAAAAAAUCAAGCAAUUGUUAUCCCUUGGGCUGAUUUUGCUUCCUUAGAGUGCUACAGAUGCUCAGCUUUAUCCUUCCUUCUCACAAAAUAAACUUUCAGCUGAUGUUAAAAGAGGCUCUAGUUGAAAAUAAAAACUUCCUGCUAAUAGACUUAAAA
Molecule: messenger RNA, 2994 nt
Organism: Pipra filicauda (Wire-tailed manakin)
Lineage: Eukaryota; Metazoa; Chordata; Aves; Passeriformes; Pipridae
Gene: RPE65
Product: retinoid isomerohydrolase RPE65
Exons: 13
Coding region: 508-2205 (565 amino acids)
Biological process (GO): zeaxanthin biosynthetic process; retinal metabolic process
Molecular function (GO): beta-carotene 15,15'-dioxygenase activity; all-trans-retinyl-ester hydrolase, 11-cis retinol forming activity; retinol isomerase activity
Source: RefSeq, a predicted model, not a curated record